Babjeviella inositovora NRRL Y-12698 is the source of this 436-nucleotide messenger RNA. RefSeq lists its product as uncharacterized. The record is from RefSeq and is a predicted model, not a curated record. The transcript has a single exon. NCBI's taxonomy places the organism in Eukaryota, Fungi, Ascomycota, Pichiomycetes, Serinales. The coding region runs from base 41 to 268 and encodes 75 amino acids.
CCACUGCUAUCUAUAAUUAGCUUGAAUCAAACAAGUUAGAAUGUUUUUAGAAGGUGUCCAGAAGCGUACCAGGUUUCAUCGCUGCCACUGGUUCUCCGUAAAUGAGGGGAAAAAACAAGGAAAAGGGGGAAAAGGAAGAAAAGAAGAAAGGGAGGAAAAGGAAGAAAUAGAAGAAAAAAAGAAAAGAAAGGGAAGAAAGGGAAGAAAGGGAAGAAAGAGAAGGGAAGGGAAGGAAAUCAAGGAAGAAAAGAAAGUCUCUGGAAUUUAGAUAAAUCAAAGCAUACAGACAUUAUGCAAAAAAUGUCCUGAUAACCGGCCUCGGUUAUAGUGCCCCACAUGAGGUACCUACACUACUUGCACGACCGCGACACUUUAAGGCUGAGCUCUGUGGCAACACCGGACAGUACAUCCUGAAUCCCAAUAAUUCACGGUUUCU